AUAGUGUAGCAGCUUUAGCUAAAUUAGAAAGUAGAAAUUGGAAUAAGUUAGCUAGACAAAGAUUAAGAGUAAGGAAUUAUGACUUAGUAAAAUAUAUUAUAGAUAUAGCAAAAAUGAAAGAAUUACAGUUAGAAUUAGAAAAG
Messenger RNA from Ambispora leptoticha, 143 nucleotides. The record is from the annotation of a GenBank genome assembly. NCBI's taxonomy places the organism in Eukaryota, Fungi, Glomeromycota, Glomeromycetes, Archaeosporales, Ambisporaceae.